Molecule: messenger RNA, 9498 nt
Organism: Phascolarctos cinereus (koala)
Lineage: Eukaryota; Metazoa; Chordata; Mammalia; Diprotodontia; Phascolarctidae
Gene: PHACTR2
Product: phosphatase and actin regulator 2
Biological process (GO): actin cytoskeleton organization
Molecular function (GO): actin binding
Source: RefSeq, a predicted model, not a curated record
CAGUGGAACAGGAACAGCGGAGCUGGGUUGCAGCAGGAGGUGGACUUUCAGACAAACGUGAGAGGCCGGCGGGAGGUGCCGGAGGAGCUCAGACCAGAAAGCGCAUUUACAGGAAAGGUGAAAUGAACCUUUCGAAGCCCCUUGGGGAGAGAAUCCAUGACCAAAGGACCAAGAGAACUGCAUGACUGCUGGCCCGCGGCCGGCUAACGUGCAGAAAUGGGCCAGACCUCAGUCUCCACGCUGUCUGAACAACGUUCUAGUGUUGAUGGGCUGGAUAAGGCUUCCAUUGCAAACUCAGAUGGACCUACUACAGGUUCCCAGACACCUCCUUUCAAGAGAAAGGGUAAACUCUCUUCUAUAGGCAAGAUCUUUAAACCUUGGAAAUGGAGAAAAAAGAAGACCAGUGACAAAUUUAGAGAGACCUCAGCAGUGUUAGAAAGGAAGAUAUCCACAAGACAAAGUAGAGAGGAGCUGAUAAGAAGGGGAGUGCUUAAGGAAUUGCCUGAUCAAGAUGGAGAUGUAACUGUAAACUUUGAAAAUUCAAACGGGCACAUGAUACCCAUCGGAGAGGAGGCCACACAAGAGGAAAAUAUAGUAAAGUCUGAAGAAGGUAAUGGCUCUUUGUCUGAAAAAGCAACAACUGUGGAAGAAAAAGCAGAAGAUAAGAAAGAAAACCCAGAAAACCACUCUGAAACACCGGCACACCUACUUCCAGCUCCUCCUAAGCCCAAGCCUAAACCUAAACCUAAAAAAACAGCUGCACCUCCAAAAGGGGCAGCUGCUAUACAGGCAAGCCACAAGGGUGAUGAAGCGCCACCCAGUAAAAAAACUACCAAGGCACCUGGUAAGCAGCCCCCCAUCCCUCCACCCAAGCCGACAAGCCGAGGGCUGAACCGAGAGGUCGCUAGUUCUUCUCACUUGAAAAAAACAACCGUGUCCAAGUCAUCGUCUUCACCAUCAACUUCAACCACCUCAUCUCGUUCCAAAGCGUCCAAGGAGUCGCCUUCCAGCAAAACAGCUUCAACAGGGACUUCACGGAGCAAGAAAAAAGCAGGCAAACAAUUAACCCCCCGCCCACCUCCAGAAAAAGCUGUUUCUGCCACAUCCAAUCUCAAGGGAGAGUCUUUAGAAACCAGAGUAGAAAAUCUGAAGUCAGAGGAGCCUCCCCCCAUUUCAGAAGAGCAGAAUAUAGACCUACAGAAUAAGUCAGUAGUCCCUCCUCCACCUGUAACCCCACCUCCUCCUCCACCAGCUCCUCCUCUUCCUCUGGAAAAUCAAUGCAUUAAUGUGUCUGAUAUUCCGGCUGUCACAGUUAGCAACGGGGCCAGCCUACCUGUCUCUGCCUUAGACUCGAGUCAUCUUAAGACAGAAGAGCUGACAGACAGAACCACUCUUUCUUCAGACACCAGCUUGGGUGUUAACAGAGAAAACACAAAAUGUUUGACAACCGAAGAGGAGCUGAUGAAAGAGGCGCCACGGCUAAUGAUUCCUGUUUUGAUGGGCGAGUCUUCUGAAUCUCUAAGCAGCACAGAGAUUGAAGUUCAAAGAGAGAACCAAGCUAAUGAUUCUGAUUCAGAUGGGCCUAUUCUGUACACUGAUGAUGAGGAGGAGGAAGAGGAUGAGGAUGAUAGUGGUGAAAGUGCUUUGGCAAGUAAAAUACGUCGCAGAGAUACCCUUGCCAUCAAACUUGGCAACAGACCAUCUAAGAAAGAAUUGGAAGACAAGAACAUCUUGCAGCGAACCUCUGAAGAGGAAAGGCAGGAAAUUCGACAACAGAUUGGAACAAAGCUCGUCAGGCGAUUAAGCCAAAGGCCAACGAGUGAAGAACUAGAGCAAAGAAAUAUCCUAAAACAAAAAAAUGAAGAAGAAGAACAGGAAGCAAAAAUGGAACUGAAACGCAGACUCAGCAGAAAGCUCAGUUUGAGACCAACAGUGGCAGAACUGCAAGCAAGAAGGAUUCUUCGGUUUAAUGAGUAUGUCGAGGUCACUGAUUCUCCUGACUAUGACCGCCGAGCAGACAAGCCCUGGGCCAGACUAACACCUGCAGAUAAGGCAGCAAUAAGGAAAGAGUUAAAUGAAUUUAAAAGCACAGAAAUGGAAGUCCAUGAAGAGAGUCGACAGUUUACAAGGUUUCAUCGCCCCUAAUGAAAUGCAAGACUAUUAUGCAUCAAUCAUUUGAUAACCUUUGGGGAAAGCACUGUUUCCUGAAGACUUGAGAUUGCACUGGAAUUUGAAUGUGUGUGUGUUGCAACUUAACCUGUGAUAAAGUGGCCCUUGGUUUUAUUGGAGAGCUCUGAUACAGGGCAAAGGAAAAAGAGAAAGACACAGUGAUGCUUUUUGUUCAGCAAGUGUUGAUGGUAAGAGUUACUCUGCUUCAGCCAUGAACAGCUCACAUGGCUAAACAGAUUUUUAUUCAUUAGAAUUUUGACCAAGGAAGAUGAGCAGAAGACAAUCAUGGGCUUCCUUUUUUCAGGAAUACAGAGGUUUAUGGUAAUCAAGGAAAAUAUGGAGUGGGAUUAUGAGGCACUGGGAAUCGAGGUGGAAAAGGAAAAAAAAAUAAGUACUUCAACUUAGUAACAGAAAUCAGACAAACUAAAGAUAAAAUGUAUUUUUUUGAUAUAGGAAUUUGUUGGGUAAGAAUGAUCAUCCAAGAAGGAUUUACAAGUAUGACUACCUAAUGAUUCAGAUCUGUACCAGGAAGACUAUUCACACUUCAUCAUUACUUUAGUAAAAAAACAGUAGUUUUCAUUUAUUUGGUGCCAGUGAACCCAGUUGCCAGGAAUGAGUCUGAGUGUUUUCAUACAUAUUUUUCAUAAAUGCAAGAGGCUUGCACAGAGUCUAACAAGCAUGCUUAAAAAAAUAAUGUUGCAUGCUCAAGUAGCAAAACUAAACAUGCUUUACAUAUUUUUAUACUCUUACUCAAUAUACCUUCCAUGAUGUUAGAAUUACAGGAGUGGGAGUAAAGUAGGAAAUAAUGUGAUUCUAUAGGACUGCAGCAAGUUUAGAAACAGAUUGUAUGACCUUUCUCUCAAGCUAUUAUCUCACAAGUGAAAGUACCCUAAAUAUGAAGAAAAAUAAUUGACAAUCAUGAUACCAUUUUAAUUUUGAACCCAAAGUCAAAACUCAAGUGCAUUACAGAUGUCCUGCCUGUAAUUAGUUUCAAACAGAAAUUGUCAGGAUUACAGUUUUUAUUUAUUUAUUUUUAUUAGUUUAAAUGCUGCAUUUUUUGGGAUCUUUGAAAUGCUGCUACAAAGAAAAAUGUGUGGAUUAAUAAGUACUCAGCAAGAGACUUUAAAACUUCACAUAAAAUCUGUUACAUUGUGUAUAAAAUACCUAGUCUCAUUUAAUAAUUUGUAAAAAUGUAUCUCUGGGUAUAGUAUUAACUAUUGAAGCAAAAUGAUCAGUAAGACUGGAGAUUGGAGAAAAAAUCUGAUUUUCUUAUGUUGGUCAAAGAUAAGGUCAGUAUUGUUUACACUAAGGUAUUCUCUAUUGUCUUACUUGCCAACACUUCCCAUUGAGUGUGCGCAUUAUGUGACUUCUCUGCUCCCAAAUACCUGUAACCAUAAAGAGAGGUUUUAAUUCUUUUGUUUAAAAUCACUUUUAAAUGUGUGUAAAUACCGUAGUAUGUUUAAUAGUAACAUGUAUGCCCCUUUUAUUUUUUUCUAAUACAUAAAACAUAUUGAUGUAAGGCAAGGUCUGGGUGGGUUUUUUCUUCCUUCAGAUCUUAAGCUAGAUUUUCCUGAACGUCCUUGGUUCAUAAUAUUGAAGAUUAUAAUUUUACAUUUCAGAAGCAAGCAUGAAAUCUGGUAGCUAAAUUUAGAUCCUACUAUUUAUUGAUAUUUCCAAGAACAGCUAACUAGAGUUUGGAGGUGAUUUUUAUAAAAUAUAUUUAAGCAUCAGCUAGCUCUCUUUAUUUUAAGCUAUACAGUCAUUUGUUCACAUUCUGUACAAAGCCUGCACAAUCUGCAGCCAGCAGGCCACUUGCGGCACGACAAGGGAUUUUGGGCGGCCUACCAAAAAAAUGUAGAGGAAAACAUCCUUUACAUUUUUUGCAGGCCACCCAAAAUCUUUUGGCAUGGGACCCCGGGCCACAGGUUGUGCAGGCCUGGCUAUUUCAGCUGACUGAAGAACUCAGGUUUGGUCAGAACUCCAUAAAACAUUCAGAACCUCUUAGUGCUAUAGCAGGAACAACCAGUACUAUUUUGUAGCCAAUAAAAGUGAGCAUCCCUGUUUCAUCCCUUGAUGUAAUGAAUUAAUAACAAAAUCAAUCUAGAUUCUGAAGUGCUAUCAUUUUAUAAGUAUUAAAAGACAUGUUGCAUUGAGGAAAUGAUGAAAAUAUGGUCCUUCUGCACAUGCAAAUGCUUUUGACUUCGUUUUGUCAAUUUCUGUAGCAAUUUCUUAACAGCCAUAGAAAUUAAUUCUGGACUAAGAUGUGGCAACAUGAUUUUCUUUCAUAUCAUGUUUUUUCAACUUAAAAAAUACCAAAGAAUAUAUUGUUUAAUAUUUUUAUAUUUAAACUUUGCAACCUUUAAAAAAAAUUAUGAUUACAAUAAUCAAGCCCCUAUAUAAAUAAUGAAAGACAGAUGUUUAUAUCAACUUUUCACACAGGUCAUAGAAUGUUCACUGUUUGGCUGAUUUAAAAAAAAAAAAAAGAAAUCUUGUUAGUAAAUAUGGUGUGCUAUCUAGUUUUUUUUCUGUUCUAUACUGAAAUGCACACAGAUUAGGAAAAAAGCUAGUCAUCUGAGUAAAUUAUAUACUGUAUAUCACUAUGGGCUUGGAUUUAUAAACUGCAUAUAAUGUUUAAUUGUAGUGACUAUUGUGGAGGAAAGCCUAAAGGAUUAAAAAGUUCACUAAGAUAGGUCUUAAUGUAGUACUAGAGUUUCUUCAUGUUAAAAGUCAAAAAAGGAACCAGUUACAAGAGCCUGUGUGAUCAUCUAAAAUCCUUAGAAUAUAGCUUUUCUAUUUCAAAUUGCUGUAUGACUCUUGGAUUUCCAGGAGAUUUCUUUAGGAUGACACAGUCUAAAUAAUUACUGAAUGGACCUGGGGGCCAGGGCUGGGAUGACAGGAGAGAAUUGGCCAUUUCUUUUAAAUUGUAUAAAAGCUAAACAAGGUAUACAAUUAUCCUUUUUAGGUUAGUGCUCAGCCAAACCUGAAUUUUUAACAAGCUUGAUCAGCAAUUGGAAAAAAAAACCCUUAAAUUACAUCAAAUGGACCCAGUUUUAACCAACUAAAAUUUUGAGGUUUUAUCACUUAACAUAAAACAGCCAUUCUAGAACUGUUAGUUGUAGAUGUUCAGUUGAACUAUAUGACAGCAUAACCAAUCUGAUUCUUUCUGAAAAGUUCACAGAUCAGUGUCACUUAAUGUGUGAUAAUUUUCUUUAGUCAGAAAUCCAAGAUGAUCACAUCAGGAAUACUGUUGUCCUUUUAUUUCUUAUAUUUAUAUAUGAACUAAAUCUGGUCCUAACUUACAAAAUUCUAUGAAAUGGCUGAAGAUAUAAUUUGGAUUUAUUAGUUGUUUAUUUACUUUCAUGUGAAAGUAGAAACAUUAUUUAUAUGAAAUAUAAAAUUCCCAAUUAACUAGCAGAAAUAUUUUGGUUACUCAGAUAAUUCAAGUGAAAAACAUUAUAAAGUAUCUAACUCUUUAACUAUCAGGAUUAAGUUUUUACUUUCACUGUCUCUUUCUUUGUUUGAAUGAAUGAAUGAAUGAAAAGCAUUUAAGUACUUACCAUGUGCCAAGCACAGUGCUAAGCAUGCUAAUAACACCCACUAUAAUAGGGAAAACACAUAAUCUCAGUAUCAGUUUCAAUUUGACUACAGAUGAGUAUAUUGUAAGAAAAUAUCAGAAGCACUGAAUAUACAAUAAGAAUCACUAAAUAUUGUAAAUAAGAGAUUAAACUCCCUAAAGAGUUAAGGCUCAUAAACUUCUAGUUAAUUCUGUCCUGCAUCAGCACUUUUUGUAAUAGUGGCUUAUAAUUAAGAUUAUAAUGAAGAGCAUUAACACUGCAUUUUCUAAUGUAUUGUCACAGUAUCAUAUAAAGUGUUAAUAGCCAUUUUACUUGUCUUUUAUGAAGUUAGCUUCAUACAUCUGCCAGAAAUUAACAUUAUCCUAUGCAGGAUAGAAAAAUAACAUUGUUUCCCAGCUAUAGAGACACAUCUACACUUAUUAAAACUGUGGUUCUCUUCCCACUUUUUUCAUUCUUGAAAACCAAUUCAAAAGCAUGUGAAGUUAUUAUUCUUUAAUUGAUGGUAGCAAAUUUUGCACAGUUCCAAAUCUUGCGCCUAAGCAACAUAAUGGUUGUAUCACACCCUGUGCAAAAUGUAUAGGUCUUUUCUGCUUUUAUACAGCAUGGUCUCAAAUUCCCCAAAUUUACAUUCUGGGCAUGAUUAUUACCACAAUCAAAAAGUCAUUAAAUGGAGAGUCCUAAUCCUACUGAUUAAACUGCCUAUUUUAGAAAAUGAAUUAAUUCUUUUAGAACAUUAGGGCACCCAUUGGGUGCUAAGGAAUAACUUAUGUUGCAAUGAAUUUUCUAAGUUGUAUCCUGGUGUCUGUUUCAAGACAAGGCAUUCCACUAUGACAAUUCCUGAUGAGAAGCUAAAAGAUUUUAUUUUAGUGUGGUAUUUCCUCCUGCAAACCAACUCUUUUAUUAUUUUUUAAAAUCAUUUGGGGAGUAGGGUGAGAAAUAAUUUCAAUUUACAUGGGAUUUAAUGGAUGGUAAGUCUCAUUUUACUUGUUGUCUCUUCUGUAGGGUCAAAAUUCUAGUCUGCCUAUACAUUAUGAUUUGAAGGAGUAGGAGACAGGCAUCCUUUCUCCAAAUAAACUAGCCACUGUCAUUCCUUCCAGUCUUGUAGUGUCCCUUCUUUUAAGUCCUGAAGGGUUUCCAUUCUUAAAGAGUUCUCUAUCACCCCUUCCUUGCCAAGUAGAAAUAUCUCUGGUGAGAGACUAUGUAAAUGUAGCGUUGGGGAGUAUUCUGUAUUAAGAAAAACAUUAUCAGCUAACUCUUUAGUGUAGAUCACUGGGCACUGAGGGGAAGGCCCUAAGAAAUUAUCAAAAGGUAGGCAGUAAGCUGAGUUUUAGUGCCAAACACUAACUUCAGCUACUUCAAACUUGGGUCUGAAUUGGUCAGACUGCCUGUCAGUUUUGCUGGGGUUGUUGAUUUAACAAAAACAAAAAGGGGAUUGAGGUGGGGGGAAAGAGGAUAGCAUUCCACUUCUAGAGACAGAAAUUGUGAUCUAUCUACUUAUGUCAUAUUUGACCAAGCACACUCCAACCCAUGAGCUCAAAACCUACCAAUGAAGCUACUGGACAGGCCUUUGACCAUUGUAAGAAAAGCCACAUGGUUCAGUUUUCCUAAUAAGAUUUGUAAAUAUUGUAUUGCAUAGGAAUUAUGGAUUAAUCAUGCACUGAACAUACAUUGUUAAUUUAUCUUAGGUGACAGAUAUACGUAAAAAUUAUGCCAAGUUUUACAUAGGUAAGACAACCAAUACUGAAACAUGUCCAUUCUAUUUGCUGCUAAUUUUUGUAGUAGCGAUUUAAUAUUAACAGUGUUUCAAAACUGUGUUGAGAAACUUUAGUUUCAUCAAAGAAAGAGAUGAAUUAGUAAUGUAGCCAUCCUUUAUUUUUUGUCAAAAUAAAAAUGUUUUUUGUCCUGUUUGGACAGAGAGCUAGUUGGAUUAAAGAGUGACUGUUGUGAACUUUUAGAUGGUGCUUAAGAAUUCUUAUCUUUCCAAACAGAAAGUGGUGUUUUUGUUUGUUUUUUGGAGAAGAAAAUAAAAGGAGUAUGUAAGACAAAGUGCCACUCCAUCCUCAGGUCAUUUUUUAUGGUAUGUUUAAAGCCAAUAUUUGUGCCACUUGCCAGUUUUUUGGAUUUUUUUUUUCCUGCAAUACAUGGUUGUUAUGGUUAACAGUAUAUUUAAGAUUAUAUCAUUAUUGCAUUGCUUUAAGAAGCUUCACAACUAGAAGUGGCCCAUGAUGGGUUAGUUAGCAUUAAGGAAAUCUAAUUCACCCAAGGUAAAAUACAUACAGGUCAACUAAAAUCAAGGCACUAAUUUUUGUUAUAAUUUUCCUUUUUCAGUAUUUUAUUCCAUAACAGGAUUCCCCAUGCCUCCAAAUUAUUCUGCAUGAAUUUCACCAGGCUUAGUACUUGGUAAAGCCUAGAACUUGUCAGUUAUUUAUUUGCUUUUUCAGAAUAUAUCAGAUAUAAAAGAAAUGUUAAAAAAAAAAAAGAAAUGUACACGUUUUUUAUUAUUGUAAACUUUGGCUACAGUGACAAGAAUGGCGAGCUGUGAUCAAUAUCCAAUGGAUCGAUGCUAGAUUUCCAGUGAGUGAUCUGAUGUUGUAUAUUACACAGGAGUGAUACCUGUGAAUGUAAAUAACUGGUGAAAAUGACAGGUUUUUUUUGGUUCUUGAUAUGUACUGUACUAUAAUAUGUGUGUGAAUAUAGAUAUACACACACAUACACACAUGUAUACGUAUUCCACUGUUGUAAUCUGGAAAAAAAGAAUAUGUAUUAUCUUUUUAUACAGUACCUGUGUUUGUGUUUAUUAUUUAAAAAGCAAAAAUGUUUAUCUAGUUGUAUAAUAUUUGAGGAUAUUUCGCUGUGCACAAUUCCAAGUGCCUUAGAACACUGUGUAGCUUUCUUAAUCGUGUAUAUAUAUAUGUGUGUGUGUGUGUGUGUGUGUGUGUAUAUGUAUAUAUAUAUAUAUAUAUAUAUGUAUAUGUAUAUGUAUAUGCAUAUACGUGUAAAAAUGAGAAAUUUUACCUCAAUAAAACAGUUGGGAAAAUCCCCACUGAGUUUCCACAGCGUUUAAGUUACCUGAGGUAAAAGCUCAGAAGGCUUAUACUUAUAUUUUAAGGUAACACAGGAAUGUUCCUUAAAAGACUUGGUUUAUCAUCUCCACCUAACUUUUUGAAAAAUAUGAGUACACAUCUUUUGUAAUGAUUUUAUUCUUAAAAAUUAUUGUCCAAUGAAUGACUAUUAAUGCUAAUCAAGUAAAAUUUUAAAAUACUUUUAAUUUAAUAAGGUAUUUAAAUAUUGAUUUUAAAUUCUUAGUUGCACUAGCCAUUGUGCAAACAUACAUAAAAGCUCCCGUUCUCCAGAAUUUGUAAGAUACUGAAGCAAAAAUAACAGUACAACCUCACCUUUAUUGACUUUAAAUAAAGUUUUACUUUGAUAUUUAUUAUAAAUCAUUAGUAUGUAUAGGAGGAUGAUUCUGGGUUUGUUUUGUCCAGUACAGGAUUUGUUCUCAGUAUAUAUCUCCAAAGGGCAAUGUUUUUCAACAGUUGUUGAUCAAUGGCAACAGAAAAUCACACCUUAUAUAAACAGUGACUUUGGCCCUUCGGCUUUUAGAUGUUGCCUCUGCACUGGCUUCUUCCCAGCCAAAAAUGUUUUUCUUUUUAGAAAAGUUUUUAGAAGGUUAUAUUUUCAUAGUUGUUGGUAACGGAUUGUUUUUGACAAACUGUAUAAUAGGAUACAGCAAAAUAAAAAAGUUUGUCCUCAA